UGCACAAUGAAAAACUCAGUCUUGUUCUUUUCCUUCCUUCUUGUUCUCCCUUUCGCUACAUCACUCCACUUUAAAAUCUCUCGUUUCACACCAGGUGAUCCAAACAUAGCUUACCAAGGAGACGCUACACCAAAUGGCGCCAUCGAACUGAACAAGGCUGAUUAUACUUGUCGUUACGGCUGGGCUACUUAUGCUAAAAAAGUUGCUAUUUGGGAUCCUAAAACAGGGAGGCCUACCGACUUCACAACCAGUUUCACCUUCAAGAUUGAUACGCUUAACUCUACAACCUUCGGCCAUGGGUUUGCUUUCUUUCUUGCCCCACAAGGCAUCCAUAUCUCUCCCAAUUCAGCUGGUGGUUUCUUAGGUCUCUUUAACGAAACCAACGGCUACUCAUCUCGGUUUCCGCUCGUACAUAUCGAAUUUGAUACUUUCUUUAAUAGGCAAUGGGAUCCUCCUGACAUUAAAAUGUCUCAUGUUGGGAUCAACAAUAACUCGCUUGCUUCCUCUAACUACACUUCCUGGAACGCAAGCUUGCACAGCCAAGAAACAUGCCAUGCACGGAUCACGUAUGAUUCUACUUCUAAAAACUUGAGCAUCGCUUGGAGAUAUGAAGAAACAUCUAAUCCUUCAAGCCUUUUCUACAUCAUUGACCUUGCCAAGGUGCUUCCUGCGGAAGUUACCAUUGGCUUUUCGGGGUCUACAGGACAAUACCUGGAAGCACAUAAGAUCUUGUCUUGGGAGUUCAACUCAACCUUGGAUGUAGCAGAACCUGGAGAGAGAACUCAAAAUAUGACAGGCAUCAUUGUUGGUGUUUCUCUUGCUGGGUUUGUCCUGUUGACCUCUUUGCUUGCUGCUGCGUUUGCAUUGUUUCGGAAGAGUAAGCAAAGAAAGGAGAGAGCAGGGAAGACAGAAAACUUGACAUCGUUACACGAAGAUCUUGAAAGAGGAGCAGGGCCAAGAAGGUUUUCUUAUAAAGAUCUUGCUUCUGCUACAAGCAACUUCUUAUACGAAAGGAAGUUGGGUGAAGGAGGGUUUGGAGCAGUUUAUAAAGGAUACUUAAAUGACCUGGAUACGAUGGUCGCUGUGAAGAAGUUUUCCGGUGCUUCUAAACAGGGAAAGAAAGAGUUCAUCACGGAGGUUAAGAUCAUCAGCAGCUUGAGACAUCGAAACCUUGUUCUACUCAUUGGUUGGUGUCAUGAGAAACAAGAGCUUCUCCUUGUAUAUGAGUUCAUGCCAAAUGGUAGCCUUGACUCACACCUAUUCGGUAAGAAACCUCAUCUCAGAUGGGCUGUUAGGUGCAAGAUAUCUCUAGGUGUAGCCUCUGCGUUGCUUUACCUGCACGAGGAGUGGGAGCAAUGCAUUGUUCACAGGGACAUUAAGGCAAGUAAUAUAAUGCUCGACUCAAACUUUAAUGCCAAGCUAGGUGACUUUGGGUUGGCUAGGUUGAUGGAUCACGAGCUAGGUCCCCAGACUACAGGAUUGGCUGGAACUUUUGGUUACAUGGCUCCUGAAUACAUAAGCACCGGAAGGGCAAGCAAAGAGUCUGACGUCUAUAGUUUUGGAAUUGUUUUGGUGGAGAUUGUUACAGGAAAGAAGUCAGUGGAGCCGAGACAAGGAAAAGUUGAGCCUGAAGCAAGUCUUGUAGAGAGGGUAUGGGAUCAGUACGGAAGAGGAGAACUUAUCUCAGCCAUUGAUCAUCAGAUGGGGAAAGAUUUUGAUGUGAAACAAGCAGAGUGCCUUAUGAUUGUAGGGUUGUGGUGUGCUCACCCUGAUAUAAAGUCUAGGCCUUCGAUAAAGCAAGCGAUCCAGGUGUUGAAUUUUGAGGCACCAUUGCCUAAUCUGCCACACAAAAUGCCUAUUCCUACUUAUCAUGUGUCAUCGUCAUCAUCAAUAUCCGGUGGAGUAGCAACAACAACAACCUUUUCUAGCGCUCAACUUGGUCGCUGACUACUCUCAGCCUAAGUAUAUGCAUGCUUUUUUGUAUCCCUUUGCUCUGUUUCAUCUGUUGUUAUCAUAUAAAUAAACAUGUUGUUAUUUGUUCUC
Raphanus sativus (radish) is the source of this 2043-nucleotide messenger RNA. Its product is annotated as L-type lectin-domain containing receptor kinase IX.1-like. The record is from RefSeq and is a predicted model, not a curated record. Gene Ontology annotation, biological process: protein phosphorylation. NCBI's taxonomy places the organism in Eukaryota, Viridiplantae, Streptophyta, Magnoliopsida, Brassicales, Brassicaceae. The coding region runs from base 7 to 1947 and encodes 646 amino acids. Gene Ontology annotation, cellular component: plasma membrane. Gene Ontology annotation, molecular function: carbohydrate binding; ATP binding; protein kinase activity. The transcript has a single exon.